AUGAGUCAUUCCAACGAAGACGCUCCCUCAGCCGGCGCCACACAGCAGAAGAGGAACAUCCAGAUUAUCGAGUGGGAGGACUUGGACAAAAAGAAGUUCUAUUCUUUUGGGGUGUUCAUCACCUUGAGCAUCAGGGCCACGGUUUACCCGGCCACCCUCAUCCGGACUCGGCUGCAGGUGCAGCGGGGAAAGUCCCUUUACGGCGGCACCUUCGACGCCUUUGUCAAGAUCCUGCGGGCGGAAGGCGUCCGUGGCCUCUACCGCGGCUUCAUGGUCAACACUUUCACCCUCAUCUCAGGUCAGGCAUACAUCACCACCUACGAGCUGGUGAGGAAGUACGUCUCCAAGUACUGUGAUGACAACACGGUCAAGUCGGUGGUGGCGGGCGGCUUGGCUUCCAUGGUGGCUCAAAGCAUCACUGUCCCCAUAGACGUAGUGUCACAGCAACUCAUGAUGCAGGGCCAAGGGGAGCACCUCAGCCGCUUUCGCCCGUACGUCCACACGGACGCCACCGGCAAGCCAAAACGGGUGUUCGGCCAAACCAGGAGCAUUGUGGCCCAAAUAUUUGCUGCCGAUGGUUUGCCAGGUUUCUACAGGGGAGCCCUUGCUUCUUUACUCACGUACAUCCCAAACAGUGCUGUGUGGUGGCCUUUUUAUCAUUUUUACGCAGAGCAGCUUUCAAAACUGGCCCCCUCUGACUGCCCUCACCUGGUUUUACAAGCCAUGGCCGGACCGCUGGCUGCAGCCACCGCCUCCACCGUCACCAACCCCAUGGAUGUCAUCAGAGCCAGAGUGCAGGUUGAAGGGCGCAGUUCAAUCACCGAGACCUUCAGGCAGCUGAUCAAGGAGGAGGGCUUUUGGGGAAUGACCAAAGGACUGUCGGCCCGCAUCAUUUCAUCCACCCCCACUGCCAUCGUCAUGGUGGUCGGCUACGAGAGCCUCAAAAAACUAAGCUUGCGGCCGGAGCUAGUGGACUCCAGACAUUGGUAG
Molecule: messenger RNA, 990 nt
Organism: Nerophis lumbriciformis (worm pipefish)
Lineage: Eukaryota; Metazoa; Chordata; Actinopteri; Syngnathiformes; Syngnathidae
Source: RefSeq, a predicted model, not a curated record